Messenger RNA from Scedosporium apiospermum, 6549 nucleotides. RefSeq lists its product as uncharacterized. The record is from RefSeq and is a predicted model, not a curated record. Gene Ontology annotation, molecular function: aminoacyl-tRNA deacylase activity; isoleucine-tRNA ligase activity; tRNA binding. Gene Ontology annotation, cellular component: cytosol. Gene Ontology annotation, biological process: isoleucyl-tRNA aminoacylation. Lineage: Eukaryota; Fungi; Ascomycota; Sordariomycetes; Microascales; Microascaceae. The coding region runs from base 1 to 6549 and encodes 2182 amino acids. The transcript has 5 exons.
AUGUCAAAAUCAUGGUCAUCAACGCUUAGGCUUCCCAAAUCUGCGUUUCCUCCGCGACCGCUGCCGGCCCUCCGAGACCAAUACCUUCGAAGAUGCACCGACGACUUUUAUAAGUGGCAGGCGGCGAACCGCCCCGAGGGGAAGCCCUUUGUUCUUCACGAUGGGCCGCCGUAUGCCAAUGGUGACCUCCAUGUCGGUCACGCGCUCAACAAGAUCCUCAAGGAUAUGAUUUUGCGGGUCAAGGUGCAGCAAGGUUAUCGAGUUACAUAUCGACCGGGAUGGGACUGCCAUGGCCUCCCAAUUGAGCUCAAGGCUCUCGGCGCAGCCGGUGCAAAGAAUCUUACCGCUAGCGAAAUCCGUACAACUGCCCGAAAGCUUGCCUCCGACACGAUCUUGAAGCAAAUGGCCGGAUUUAAAUCGUUCGCUGUCAUGAGUGACUGGGACGCGCGUUGGGCGACGAUGGACCCCGAGUUCGAGAUCCAGCAGCUCCGGCUGUUCCAGCGCCUAGUCCGUCAGGGCCUAAUAUAUCGGAGACAUAAGCCCGUAUACUGGUCACCUUCUUCCGGAACAGCCUUGGCAGAAGCAGAACUUGAGUAUAAGGACGACCACAUCUCUACGUCGGCCUUUGUCAAAUUCCCGAUUGUGGGAGACUGGGCUUCUGUGCUGGAAUUGGAUAAUUUUAUUGGGCAACUCUAUGCUGUGGUUUGGACGACGACCCCUUGGACGCUGCCUGCGAACAGGGCGAUUGCAGUCCAUGACGAUUUGGAAUACUCGAUUGUAAAGCAUGGUUCCGAUGCACUCAUCAUUGCGAGCAGCCGCUUGGAAGUUGUUGAGUCAUGGUCUUCUGAGCCUGUGGAUGUCUUGGUCCCAUCUAUUAAAGGGUCUGUCCUCAAGCAGCUCCAGUACUCCAAUCGUCUCCAUGGUAGCGGAGCGAAGACGUCCCCCGUCAUUCAUGCUGAUCUGGUUUCUGCUACUUCGGGUACUGGUAUGGUUCAUCUCGCGCCUGCGCACGGUUUUGAGGACUACGACGCCUGCCUUGCUCUUGGACUCGACGUUUCCGCCCCGAUAACCGAUGAGGGAUACUUUACUGCGGAUGCCUAUCCCGAUGACCCAGCGCGACUUACAUCGGCGCCGUCAAUCCUAGAGGGUGGUAGCAAGGCAGUGCUGGAGAUUCUCGGUGACGACGUGAUCCACGUUCAUCGGUACGAGCACAAGUACCCCUAUGACUGGAGAACAAAGAAACCCGUUGUUAUCCGCGCCACUGCGCAAUGGUUCGCUGAUGUCGAAAGCAUCAAAGGAGACGCUCUCUCUGCACUUGAGCCGGUCAAGUUCAUUCCGGCGACUGGUAGGACCCGCCUUGAGAGCUUCGUCCAAGGCCGAAGUGAGUGGUGUAUCUCGAGACAGAGGGCUUGGGGUGUUCCGAUCCCUGUAUUGUAUGAUCGCGACGAUAACGCUAUCUACGCCGAUGAGGUCAUCGAGCACAUUAUCUCGACUAUCAAAACGAGAGGUAUCGAUGCUUGGUUCUCCGACAGCCCUGACGAACCCGCUUGGAUAGCCCCUGGACUAUCUGGAGAGUUCCGUCGUGGAAUGGAUACCAUGGACGUCUGGUUUGACAGUGGUAGCAGCUGGAGUCAGACUAAGGGGCAAGCAGAUGUUUACCUCGAAGGCUCUGACCAGCACCGAGGCUGGUUCCAGUCAAGCCUUUUGACUUGGAUUGCUGCCUCCAGGGACAAGGAUGCUGCAAAUGCAGUUUCAAGUGAGCAGCGGACCGCGCCCUUCAAGACCUUGAUUACACAUGGCUUCACCCUUGACACCGAAGGCAAGAAGAUGUCAAAGUCGCUUGGCAACAUCAUCUCCCCAACUCAGGUCAUGGACGGCACACUCCUUCCGCCUAUUAAAAUGAAGGGCAAGGCCGCCAAGGGCCUUCCGCCUACCUUCAACGCACUUGGUGCCGAUAUGCUCCGGCUGUGGACGGCGAGUUCCGAGUAUACACGGGACGUUGCCAUUGGAGAGUCCGUUCUGAAGAAUAUCCAGUCUGCGCUUAUCAAGUAUCGAACUAUCAUGAAGAUGCUUUUGGGGUCGAUGCACGAAUCCGCACGAACAAGCCCACUCACCGCGGUGGAUCACAUUGCAUUGAUCCAUCUUAAGGACACGAUGCAAGAGGUAUCGGCGGCAUACGACAAUCACGAGUUUUACAAGGCGUUCUCGGCCCUGAACAACUGGGUCAGCACUGGGCUGUCUGCCUUUUAUCUCGAGGCCCUUAAGGAUAGACUGUAUUGCGGUGAUGGAGGUGGUGUCCUGGAGCCCCUAUUUUUUGGCUUUUCCCGGAUGCUUUCACCCAUGACGCCGAUGCUUGUUGAAGAAGCAUGGGACAACCGGCCGGAGUGGAUGAAGGCUGAUACUUCCCUCGUUCACCCUCUCCAACAACUCUACGAUGCGCCCCUCUAUCCCGCGUCUAGGUUCAGCAUGAAUGAAGAGGAGCUUAGGAAGGAUAUUCCUGUCAUAUUGGCUACCCAUGCUGCUGUGAAGUCGGCGCUUGAAGCAGCCCGACUUGCCAAGGCCCUCGGUUCUUCGCUACAAAGUUCAGUCGUCAUCUCCGUUCCCGAGGGAGAUGUAGCUGCUGCUUUGAAGAAGUAUUCUGCGGAGCUUGACGGCAUGUUUGUCGUCUCCUCAGUAGACAUUAAUGGUGAGGUUCCCGAGUCUCCUUGGGCGUACGAAGAGAUCUUUGAGGUCAACGGUGUUCAGGGCAAGGUCCACGUCCUACCACCGAAACAGCACAAGUGUGGGAGGUGCUGGCGGUAUUUGGCCGAGAAGGAGGAUAGUCUUUGCGGGAGGUUAUCUGCGAGCAUGCAAGCAGAGCGGCAGGGCCGUGUGUCGAUAGUCGGUGAGGGGAAGUUUUGGACCAACGAGCCGAAUACUGCGAGAGAUACGAUGAACGAGCCUAGUGAGGCGGCGGUGGCGGGAUCCCCCUCGUCUUCAAAGGCUGGGGGGAGCUCGACGGGUGAAGGAGUCCCCGUCACGACUACGACGUCCAGGCUAUCGCGAACCAGCCAGCGAGCGCAGAAACCACGAAGGAGUGGGGGAUUUUUAUUACAGGAUACCGUCGUAGAACAACCAGACCGAGCCGAGGAGAGUCCGCCGCAGAAAAAAAAGCAUUCCAGGAGGCUUUUGCAGAGCAUAAGACCGAAGAGUUCGAAGGCGCAUGAGAAGACCACCUCUGCGAUCAGCCGCGAGGCACCUGCAACAAUCGCCGAGCAGGACACAACGCACACUCAUCCAUCCUCUCCGCCAAAAGCCGAGUUAAAGGUCAAGAAGACAAGAGACCGCUCGCAGGAUCGACCGACUUCUGCCGAGCAGCCGAAACCUGAGCGGUCUGGCCUGGACGUCGAGUCGGCGCAGAUUGUGGAUAUGGCGCUGCGAGUCAGCCAGUCGAGAAGGCUGGCUACGCAACGACCGCCCUCCCAACAAGUCCCGCCUCGCCUUAGCCCGAUUCCCGAUACUACGGCAGUGAGCAGUUUACGACAGCACCUGCUCCAGCAAAGAAAGAUAUCUAGGAACGGGUCCCCUCGACCGGAACGCGCAACGUCGCGGAACGCGCCAGGCCUGCGACACGCUCUCGAAUCCUUCGAUGUUACAGCUCCUGAUGGAGGAUUUCGCUACCAUGUUUCGCGGUCAACUCUUGCUCGGGUACAGAAAGCCAAAGAUUAUAUUGAGCUCAUGGCUCAGUAUCGUCGGUUAAUCGACUACAUGCCCCCUCUCAGAGCCACCGGCGGGACCCAUCCACCUCCGACGCCGGCAUCGAUGCGAUCCUCCCCCCAGACCUCGACAACAUACAAUGCCCUCGGUCGCCCGUAUAAUCCCCUCCAAUAUAUUCGAAACCGCAAGGUGAGAGCACGAGAGCGGCAGGUAAUCGAUGGAAAUGCACAGGGAUUCAACGACGUGGCACAAGUCACAGCUUGGAUUGACGAGAUUGAACACAUAUCGACGAGUGGCGAACAGCCUUCGGCAGCUGAGGCCACGCCACCGCUUCCACUGUACCUGGGAGCGGAGCUGCAGGCGGCCGAUACAACGGCAGCGUUAGCAACUUCGAGCACCUCUGCGAAGCCCAACCGGCCGCGGGUGGAUUGGUUCGUUGAACCUGCAGACAUGAUUGCAGAUGCUUACUGGCUCGAGCAAGGCAGCAAUAAGCUCCUAAUUGAAGACAGGCAUUGGAGUCGGUUAUAUCCUCGAGGCUCGGAGCUGGAGGUGUCUCUUCGGAACAGCCUUCAGCAUAGCGGCGAGCCCUCAAGUGCCGGCGUAUCUCGGCCCGCAACGGGAGAACGGGUGGAAGACUCAGGACUGGACAAACAGCCUGAAGCAAAGGCCCCGAAGGCGGAGGUGGCAGAACCCUUUUCUGGCAGCCCGCGCGAAAGAUCUCGCCUUCAUCCCAGGGGCCAGCACCAUCACCGCCACAAUAGCUCGCUGCAUCUCAAUCACGACUUCCUUCGGCCUCAACGGGGAUCGCUGUCGGAUCUGUCCGACAGCGAUCAUGAUUUCAAAGACAGCAGCCGGUUUAGGAGUGGGACUAUCACGACAACAUCAAAGGAUAUACUAGCAAAACAGAUGAUGGAAAUGAUCGCGAAGGAAGAAAGAGAGGGCGACGUGAGGCCUACCACGCGACCAGAGCCUUUGAAAUCCCCGCCUCCGGUUUCUUACCGUACGCCGGAGAAGGCGAAGAAUGUAUCGUCGAAGCCGCCUAGCCGUCUCCACAGCCGUCAAAAUUCGUUCAACAACGCCAGCGAUUGGGAGGAGAAAAUUCAGGAAUUGUCUUCGUCCCUCCGUCAUCGCCGGCCACAACACGCGAAAUUGGAUAUUCCAAUCGAUAGUGCUCGGGAGUCACUUGAAGCUGUCCGAACGGCUCCCAACUCUCCUGAGCCCGGACCUUCUAGGGAUACCCAUCUCCAGAUAUCCCCCUUGCCUAGUCGCGGAGGUUCACCGACGCGUAAUCCCUUUGCCAAAGUAAAGCAGAUAUUCAGGGACCAGGGCAGGGAUAGGUACACCGUUAAUAUCGACGACAAGAUCCGCGAAAUGGACGUCGAUACUGACCUUUCUAGGUGGACGGCCCCAGAUCCCUUCAUGAGCCAAGCCGACGCAAGCAGGUCGUCGGUUGAGGGCAGGCUGUCUAGUAGUUCCAAUCGCCCUCAGAUUGGAAGACCACCGCAGGAUCUCGGCAAGGGCCAUCGUCGCUUGUCUAGUCUCAAGACAAAGACGGAUGACGCCGGCGGGAUCCGAGGAUUGCUCAAGGCGCCUAGUGCACGUAUUGACACGGUCCUCCGAAACUCAGUGUCGAAACUGGGAGACAUAAUAUGGCGGAAGGAAACCGACCAGACUGACAUGGUUCUAUCCGAAGGAAGCAUCUCGUCUGAUUCGGAUGGCGAAGGUCGGGGCCGAGGAAGACGGGGACCUCGUCGUAGCAGGGAUGACUCUACGGCGGACAGAUCUAAGUCCUAUCUUAGCCAGAUGCCGGAGUUCCAUCACACUGGGCGGCCGCCAACCGCUGCUCCGGGAAGCGGCCGUGGCACGCUGAGUGAUAUCAACGAUUCGCGUCGGCAAAGUAUCCAGUCUCGCGGUGGGUUGAGUGACGCCAAGGCUCAGCAAGCCAGCAGCCAGGCCGUGAGCAAACUCUCACUUGAUGAGUGCACGGAGUCGUUCCUCGAGUCCGUCGCGAAGGACAAGGCAGCACGAACUCACGAUAAGCGACUGACGGCGAUGUUGUCCGUCCCGCCUUCUUUCAACAGCUCGAGGCACUACUCUUCCAUGUCUCGGCACUCCGACCAUCGCUGGUCCACGACGACGAGAAGUCGCUCGCCGGAGCAGCACGCGCCCCUUUCGCGACGCGAGAUUGCUCGGCUCCGCGCUCUGCUCCUGAGCUCCGGCGUCAUGGCCAUGGAGAUCGCCCGUCGCGCGAACCACGCCCGUCAUCUCUCCAUAGAACAGCCACGGCGCACACCCAGACGAGAGGAAGGAGACUCGGACGGGGACGCCAGCGACACGUCGUGCGGCAUAAACUGGCGCGAGAUCGCGGACCUCAGCGCAGACAGGAAGGCCUUAUGCGCGCAGGCCGUAUCUCCCGCGGACACGCUGCCCUUCGUCGGCGGUAUCCUCAACGACUCGGUCAAGACCUCGACGGAUAGAUGGCAAGCCUCGGCUGAUAAAUUCGCCCACGAGACGAGUCCCGGCCUGCACGCCGACCUCGAAGCCCUCCGCAUAAGACUCGGCGUGGACCUCUCGUCGAUGGCGCGCGCGGCUUGCGACGACGCCGACGAGACGAACCGCCAGGUCGCGCAGACGCAGAGGUUGCAGGUCAAGGUCGUGGUGGACGUCAUUGAGAAGAUGCUGCGUAGGAGACGGCGGCGGUUCAGAUGGGUUAGGAGGGGUCUGUGGCUGGGGGUUGAGUGGGUGCUUGUGGGGUUUAUGUGGUAUGUGUGGUUCGUAGUGAUGAUUCUCAGGGGUAUCUUGGGUAUUGGGACGGGAGCUGUCAGGGCUGUUAGAUGGCUCUUGUGGCUGUAG